Odocoileus virginianus texanus is the source of this 1453-nucleotide messenger RNA. RefSeq names its product FUN14 domain-containing protein 2. NCBI's taxonomy places the organism in Eukaryota, Metazoa, Chordata, Mammalia, Artiodactyla, Cervidae. Gene Ontology annotation, cellular component: mitochondrial outer membrane. The record is from RefSeq and is a predicted model, not a curated record. Gene Ontology annotation, biological process: autophagy of mitochondrion.
UCCUCUCCAGAAGGAAUGACAGUAGCAACUAUUAACAGCCAUGAAGUUGACGGCGCUUGUAGCGCCCACCGCCCCACCCCCCGGGGUUUUGUGACACUCCGGUGCGCCGAGAAGGGGAGGGGACAGCUCGCGCCCCGCCUGGCCUCUUCCGCCGCCGCCGUGGGAAUGGAAACAUCUACCCCACGUACCGGAAGCCAGCUCGCGCAGACGGCGGCGCGCCACUCCGCGUCCUCCCGCGGCGAAGCCCUGCGGGUGUCAUCGCGAGACGAGCUCGCCGAAAUGGCCGCCGCCAGUCAAGGAAACUUUGAGGGAAAGUUUGAGUCACUGGACCUUGCAGAACUUGCUAAAAAGCAGUCAUGGUGGCGCACGCUGUUUGGGCAAGAAUCUGGGCCUUCAGCCGAAAAGUAUAAUGUGGCAACCCAGCUGUUAAUUGGAGGUGUCACUGGAUGGUGCACGGGUUUCAUAUUCCAGAAGGUUGGAAAACUGGCUGCAACGGCUGUGGGAGGUGGAUUUUUUCUGCUUCAGCUUGCAAACCAUACUGGCUACAUCAAAGUGGACUGGCAGCGUGUAGAGAAAGACAUGAAGAAGGCCAAAGAACAGCUGAAGAUCCGCAAGAGCAACCAGAUACCUACAGAGGUCAAGAGCAAAGCAGAGGAGGUGGUGUUGUUUGUGAAGAAGAACGUUCUAGUGACUGGUGGCUUUUUCGGAGGCUUUCUGCUGGGCAUGGCGUCCUAGAGGGGAUGACUUCACCACCAUUAGUCCUAGCUUUUUGCCAACCAGCAGCCUCUUCCCUCCACCCUAGGACAGCAGACUCCUCCUCCUCUUCCUCCUCCCUGCCAUGGCGUAUCUGAGUGGCUUCUGUAGGCAUCUGUUGAUUCAAAUUGGGAACGGCCCCUCUGUGAGCUUGACGGCAAUGGAAGAGACCGUAGAUGUUAGCACUUACCUAGCACACUCCCCUGGGACUAAUCUGUAGGUCAGCAAGUACAUUCCUUUCUGUGUAAGAUACUUAGCAGAACAUAGGACAAGAUGACAACGCCAAGUGGAUCUUCAAAGGUUGCCCCACACUUGAUUUGGAAAAGACAUCGCAAGCAUAUAAGAUACCUCAUUAAGUUUUGCAUGGAAAGGAACUGAAUACACUAGCCUUUAAGCAUGAAGGAUUUUGCAAUUGUGGUGUCUACUUUCUAUUUUAGUAGAUUUGAGAUUACAGAAAGAGAACUACUCUUAGUGUGCGAUAGUUGAAAAAUCCGAAUAUGAAAUGACCUUGUCCUAAAGUGACAUACGAUGAGCUGAAGCUGUGUUUGGUGGGAAGGCCUUUGGGGAAACCAAGCAGCUGAUAACAUUUAGGAUGGUCAGACUUAGUGAAUCAUUUAAAGGCAUUCAGAUAUUAUCUAGGGAUGUUUUCCACCACACAGGGUAAUGUAUUCCAUGGCUGUUUCCAAAGGUUUAUUGAUGG